AUGGAGGAGUCCUCGCACCCCGUUGCUGCCCUGGUGAUGGCCUCCAAGGUCCACGUCGCCGCCACCUGCUGCUGUAACCCCAGCCAUCGGGAAUCUGCAUCACCAUUUUCCCUCCAUUCAGCCUCACUCGGGAGCAGGUCCCUGAUACUUGGGACCAGGCUGAGACCACGUCCUCCUGGCCCACUCCCCAGCAGCGACGUAGAGGUAGAGGGAGGAGCUCUGGCCGGCAAAACCAGCCUUCCCCUAACCCCUCCCCCACCGGAGCUCCCUUCCUAUCUCCCCCCACCUCCCUGCUCUUGCCCUCCCCUCUGCCGCAACCCAGCUCCUAGCGCGUCAGCGUGGGCUUCCCGGAGCGAGUCGCUAGGUAACAGGGCUGGCUCCGCAGACCCGGGCCAGGGAAAUCCGCGCGCGUCGUCAGCAUUUGCACCGCGGGGCGGGGGAUGCACGGAUCCUCCCCAAUCGUGGCCUGCAGACCCCGUAGGCUGGCUCGCUAAAUGCCUUAAGAGCGCGGAUCGCGGCUGUCUAGCUGCCCCUCCCCUAAGGGGACCCCGACGUCGCCGCCCCUUCUUCCUCCCCCGCUGGUGUGCACCACUCUCCUUGCGGCCAGGUGAGCAACCCUCCACUGCGGUUGCUGUGGCGGCGGAGAUCUUCCCUCCGAGCCCAGGCGCGGGGCAUGAGGCGCCCCCGGGUAUCGCCUGCAGACAACCCAGCCACGCACACCUCGCCAGCCGCCGACGGGGACAUGAGCAGCACGAUCGGGCUUCGCUGCUCGGCGGCCAGCCUCAGCGGCCAGCGGCCAGUGGGUCCUUGCUGCUUGGGAGAAUGAAGCAGGAACCGGCGGCCACCUUUCUCUCUUCCUUCUCGCCUUCCUCUGGCUCCCGCGCCCCGGGCCCGGGCCGGGCUGUGGCUCUGCUGCGUGCCCUGCGCGCCCCCCACUUGCCUCCGGAUGCUCUUCUCGGUUAGCCUGUCGAGGAAGAUAAAGACAUUUGCAACCAAGAUGGUAAUCACAAGUGGGAAUGAUGAAGACCGGGGAGGCCAAGAGAAAGAGAACAAAGAAGAGAGCGUGCUGGCCAUGCUGGGCAUCAUUGGGACCAUCCUGAACCUGAUCGUCAUCAUCUUUGUAUACAUAUAUACCACUCUGUGAAUGGCCCCACGCAGCCUCGGCGGCCUCAGGGUGGCCACAAGACAAGGGUCCUAUGUGUCCACAUAGGUGACCAGACUCUGCAGGGGCCCAGCGGGUUUGAAGACCACACACUGCUCCGUCAAUGCACCUUCGAACUUUCUAUCAGGCCACCAAAUGAACCCAUCCUGCCAUGAGGAGCAGACAUUCUGAAGCACAAUGAAUCCAACGAAACCCAUUCAGGUCACAAGGAACUCAGCGUCCCUGGCAGGGGACCUGGCAGAAUGCUGGGAGGAUCAGCCUUCGGCACUAGUGGUGAGCAAAUGGGUGAGGAAAUGCCUCGUCCUGGAGUGCUGACCACAUCCCACCCUGGGAUGCAGGAUGCGUGGGGCAGAUGCAGCUCAGCUGCCCACCUCCCAAGACCAGUUCUAGGGGUGAUCCGCUCACAGGCAUCCCAUUUGUCAAAUGUAUCCAGCUGUUUGAUACGGGAGAUAGCUUAUUUUUCGUUUUUCAUUGGCUUGACGUGUGUAUCUGUUCAUAUCAAGGUUUAUAAAUAUAUAUUUUUAAUAAAUGUGCUCUAUUUUUUAGCAUGAA
Mesocricetus auratus (golden hamster) is the source of this 1714-nucleotide messenger RNA. Its product is annotated as Krueppel-like factor 14. The record is from RefSeq and is a predicted model, not a curated record. The transcript is spliced from 4 exons. NCBI's taxonomy places the organism in Eukaryota, Metazoa, Chordata, Mammalia, Rodentia, Cricetidae. The coding region runs from base 1 to 963 and encodes 320 amino acids.